Molecule: messenger RNA, 864 nt
Organism: Ruditapes philippinarum (Manila clam)
Lineage: Eukaryota; Metazoa; Mollusca; Bivalvia; Venerida; Veneridae
Product: E3 ubiquitin-protein ligase TRIM33-like
Exons: 1
Coding region: 1-864 (287 amino acids)
Molecular function (GO): zinc ion binding
Source: RefSeq, a predicted model, not a curated record
AUGUCUACGAAUAACGGAGUUGCUGCAUUAUGUACUGAAUUUGCAGAUUUGUUUUGUGAUCCAUGUAAAAGCGAUGGACAUAGUUUGCGUGUGGAGGGAUACUGUGUCGACUGUGAAGAAUAUUUGUGCAAUGAUUGUUAUAAAGUGCAUUGCCGUCCUUCUAUAACAAGACAUCAUGUGCUAAAAGAGAAGGCCAAUAUGCCGAAAAAGAAAGAUUGCAAACCCGACACCUGUGCAAUUCAUGUUGAACAGCUGGUAGAGUGUUAUUGCGAAACACAUGACGAGGUUUUCUGCUCUUCCUGCCAAACUUUGAGUCACGAAAAAUGUGAAAGUGUUAAGCGUAUCAAUGACAUUUUGCCUGGAAUAGAUAUAAAGAAGGAAUUUGAAAAGCUGCAAGACAACACAGGACUGUUAAGGAAUGACAUAAACAUUACACAAUAUGCCGUUCAGUCAGGACUAAAGGCAAUUGCGAUGAAUCAUGACAAAGCUAGAAAUGAAAUGUCAUCUGUUCGAAAGCGUAUAAAGGAACACAUUGACGAGAUCGAAAACGAUCUUGACAAGAAAUUGAAAACAAUCAGAGAUGAAGAUGAAAGAAAAUUCAUUUCCCAUAAAAAUACAUGUGAAGCAAUGUAUUUCGAUGCAAACACUAUCGAAUCCUAUGUUCAACCUAAAAUCUCAAAAAACAGAACACUGGAUGCAUUCAUAGCCAUGAAAAGGGCACAAAGCAAAAUAAGAGCAGACCAUGUCAAUCUUAAAAGGAUAAGAAUGGACAAUAAAAUUAAAAGAUAUUCGUUUACAAAACCAGAUCAAGAAGUGACAAAGCUACUUCACCAACCUAAAUACUUUUGGAACUUUUUCUUUUAA